UUGUUUGAGCUCUCUCGCGCUGGACUUUGGACUAUUUACACCAGAUAAAUGCAGGAUUUCCUCUUUACGGAACCAAAACAAACCAACGGGAAUCAUUACACACGAUCAAAGUGCAGCCGGUGCAGAGUUGUUGUGUGCGGGAGAAUAAAGGAGCGCGCGCCAUGCCUCUCACGAGGGGGAAGAAGCCCUCUGUCGCCGGGAGCAGGAUCCCCAAACUGCAUGGCACCGAGAACCAGGAGGAAGGCCCCCAGGUGAAGCGGUCCUCCUCUCCUCCGCAGGGGGCCCCGAAGAAGAGGACCGCGUUCAUCGACAUCACCAACGCUCACAAAGUCCACAUCAGCCUUCCGGGGAAGAAGAAGAAGAAGAAAGAGGAGGAGGAAGCGAAGAAGCAGGUGAAGAAGACGAGCGCCGCCUCGCUGUCCGAGAAGAACCUCGCCAACCUGACAAAGUCUUCGUCGGUGAGCUCGGAGGGGACGCCGGCGGCUGAGAGGAAGAAGGAGGAGGAGGAAGAGGAAGAGGAGGCGGCUGCGCAGACGGUCGCGGCGGCUCCAGCAGACGAGCCGGUGGCCGCCGCGCCCCCUGCUGGCGUUGAGGUGCCGGCGCACCUUCAGAAACAACAGGUCCCGGUGGAGUUCGACAUCGACUCUGAGAACUCGGAGGACUGUUACAUGUGUCCGGAGUACGCCAAGGACAUCUUUGACUACCUCAAGCGGAGAGAGGAGAAGUUCAUCCUCCGGAACUACAUGCCGGAUCAGAGCAGCCUGAACCCGGAGAUGAGGGCCAUCCUGAUCGACUGGCUGGUGGAGGUGCAGGAGAACUUUGAGCUGUACCACGAGACGCUGUACCUGGCCGUGAAGAUGGCCGACCACUACCUCGCCAAGACGCCCGUCCACCGGGAGCUGCUGCAGCUCGUGGGCUCCACCGCGAUGCUCAUCGCCUCCAAGUUUGAGGAGCGCAGUCCGCCGUGCGUCGACGACUUCCUGUACAUCUGCGACGACGCGUACAAGCGGGAGGACAUCAUCUCCAUGGAGGCCACCAUCCUGCAGACGCUGUCCUUCGACAUCAGCAUCCCCAUCCCCUACCGCUUCCUCCGGCGCUACGCCAAGUGUGUGAGCUCGGGGAUGGACACGCUGACCCUGGCCCGGUUCUACUGCGAGAUGAGCCUGAUGGAGAUGGAGCUGGUGGCGGCGCGGGGCUCGCUGCUGGCGUCCGCCUGCCUGCUGCUGGCGCUGGUCACCAGGGGCCUCGGGGGAUGGGGUCCCGUCCUGCAGUACCACUCGGGCUACCGGGCGUCGGACUUGGCGCCCGUCGCCAGGAAGCUCCACGAGGUUCUGUCGGCUCCGCCCGACGACAAGCUUCAAGCCAUCAGGAACAAAUACUCUCACAAGGUGUUCUUCGAGGUCGCGACCUUGCCGAUGGUCAGCGGGGACGUUCUGGAGGAAGCGUUAUCCCAGUGAGCCCCUCCCCCUCUAAUUCCUCCUCCCCCAUCCUCACAAAAAAGGAAAAUACAUCCGUGCCUGUCCAAUUUUUUUGUGAGUGAAAAAUAUUUCCCAAUAUUUCUCCGAAACCUGUACAUAACUUGUGAAUAUGUUUAAUAUUUAUACUUUUCCCGUCUUUUUAUAUCGACUAUUGGGAAUAAAUCUCCGAUUCCAGUUUGUGAAAAGAGUUCUGAGUUCGCGGUGCUGCAGGUUCUUUUAACGGCUUCUUUUUAUACGUAUAUACUGUUGCAGUUCAGUGCACAUUUGGCAUUGUUUUUUAAAAUAACGUUUUAUAAGGUUACAAAGGAUAAAAAAAAGUCUUAAUUUGUGUGUGUGUGUGUGUGUGUGUGUGUGACUACGGUGAGAUGUCAGUCAACACUUACUUUUAUGGUGAAUUACACACCAGCCCAAACAUUUCAAUAUGUUUGCCUACAUUGUUGAGGUUAGUGUGUGUGUCUGUGUGUGUGUGUGUGUGUGUGUGUGUCCAUACCUGUACAUUGUCUAUCAUGUUAAUAUCACCAAUGCUAAUUAUUUGUAUAAAAGACGACCGCACGAUGCUAUUUCUAAAUGGCCGUCACGCACGCUCUUAAAAUAAAUUGCUUUGUUUUUUUAUAAAAGUUUCUUCUUC
This is a messenger RNA of Pseudoliparis swirei, 2106 nucleotides long. RefSeq names its product cyclin B3 (gene ccnb3). Gene Ontology annotation, molecular function: cyclin-dependent protein serine/threonine kinase regulator activity. Lineage: Eukaryota; Metazoa; Chordata; Actinopteri; Perciformes; Liparidae. Gene Ontology annotation, cellular component: cyclin-dependent protein kinase holoenzyme complex; centrosome; cytoplasm. Bases 162 to 1457 code for a protein of 431 amino acids. The record is from RefSeq and is a predicted model, not a curated record. Gene Ontology annotation, biological process: mitotic cell cycle phase transition; regulation of cyclin-dependent protein serine/threonine kinase activity. The transcript is spliced from 12 exons.